Molecule: messenger RNA, 1679 nt
Organism: Diospyros lotus (date-plum)
Lineage: Eukaryota; Viridiplantae; Streptophyta; Magnoliopsida; Ericales; Ebenaceae
Product: RGG repeats nuclear RNA binding protein A-like
Exons: 7
Coding region: 235-1326 (363 amino acids)
Cellular component (GO): cytoplasm; nucleus
Molecular function (GO): RNA binding
Source: RefSeq, a predicted model, not a curated record
AACUCAGUCUUCUCUGCCGCUCCGGCUAGGGUUUUCACAUCCUGCGCCUCGUCUCUCUACUCCAUUCCACUCUGUCUCUUUCUCCGCUUUCUAUAUUUCUCUCCCUAUCGAAGUCGCUCUUAUAGCAGGAUCUCAUCAAUGGGGCUGCACGGCAACUAGGGUUCUGCGGUCGCUACUGGAACUCCUUACUGCUUCGCGCUUCUAUCACUCUAUACGUACACAUACAGAUAGAAAAUGGCGACGACAAACCCGUUUGAUCUACUCGGCGACGAUGACAACGACGACCCGAGCCAGCUCAUUGCUGCUCAGCAACUGAAGCCCGUUCCGGCGUCGAAAACUGCUUCCACUCCCGCUAAGCCCGCGGCUCUGACCGCCAAGCCGGCGAAGCUUCCGUCCAAGCCUUUGCCUCCAUCUCAAGCAGUUAGAGAGGCGAGAAAUGAAAAUUCUCGAGGGGGACGUGGUGGAGGUCGUGGAUUUGGGCGAGGACGUGGUGGAGGUGGAUAUAACAGAGAUUCAACCAAUAAUGAAAAUAACUUUGGGAGCAACAAUGGUUUCUCUGGAGGUUACAAACCUGCAGAAGAUGGUGAUGCAGGGAGAGUUUCUGAAAGACGAGGAUACUCUGGAUCUCGUGGUGGUUUUCGUGGUGGCCGCCGUGGUGAUUUUAGCAACGGGGAAGUUGCUGAAGGUGAACGCCCUCGGAGGAUGUUUGAACGCCGCAGUGGCACUGGUCAUGGGAAUGAAAUCAAACGUGAUGGUGCUGGUCGGGGGAAUUGGGGAACUCCUACUGAUGAAAUUGUUCCCGAGUCUGAAGUGCCUUCCAAUGAAAAUGAGAAGAAUGUGGAUGCUGAGAAGCAACUGGGUCAGGAAGAUGCUGGAGAUGCCAACAAGGAGAAUCCUGUAAAUGAAACUGAAGAGAAGGAGCCAGAGGAUAAAGAGAUGACUCUUGAAGAGUAUGAGAAGGUGCUUGAGGAGAAGAGGAAAGCAUUGCUUGCACUGAAGACUGAGGAAAGGAAGGUCACUGUCGACAAAGAAUUUGAAUCAAUGCAACUACUUUCAAGCAAGAAGAGUGAUGAAGACAUCUUUCUGAAAUUGGGUUCUGAUAAGGAUAAACGGAAGGAGGCUGCUGAAAGAGAAGAGAGGGCCAGAAAGUCUGUCAGCAUCAACGAGUUUCUGAAGCCUCCUGAGGGGGAAAGGUAUUUUGGAGGUCGAGGCCGAGGCCGUGGCCGGGGUCCUAGAGGAGGAUUCACCGGGAGCAAUAUGGCAAACAAUGUGGCAGCUCCAUCCAUUGAUGAUGUUGGGCAGUUCCCGUCCUUGGGCGGAAAGUGAGGGAUUAUUUAUUACCUUAAUGAAUCUAUUUGGUGUUGGCCGUCCUUUGUGAUUCUUCAAGUGCUGGAUGUCAGACAGGAAUAAUGCGUUUUUCCUGUAUUGAAAUUAUCUUAAAACUCUUUUCAAGCCCGUAGAGUGUAAAUUUUAUGUCUUGACUUGCAUGGAUACCCUCUCUUUAUAUUUAGGGCUUUAGGUACCCCUUUUCAUUUUCCUGGAUUAUGUUAUUGCAUCAGUUUUGAUUUCAGAGUCAUUGAGAACAGUUCUGGUUUUCCAUUCAAGUCGGGUUCUGUAGUUUGGCCAUUUUUAUUUGUACCGUGGUUUAAGAAUAGUCCUGAAUUUCCUUGUUUUUUCAA